Molecule: messenger RNA, 1110 nt
Organism: Rhinichthys klamathensis goyatoka
Lineage: Eukaryota; Metazoa; Chordata; Actinopteri; Cypriniformes; Leuciscidae
Gene: zar1l
Product: zygote arrest 1-like
Exons: 4
Coding region: 34-978 (314 amino acids)
Biological process (GO): translation
Cellular component (GO): cytoplasm
Molecular function (GO): mRNA base-pairing post-transcriptional repressor activity
Source: RefSeq, a predicted model, not a curated record
UUCAGCAACACCUCUGCUAAUGAUUACACCACAAUGGAGGAGUAUUUCAUUCCACCUUACAACUAUGGAGGGUAUCCUGGCUAUUUCCCCUUUUACCCCGGCAACGCGAAAUUUAAGCAGCAAAACUGGAAUAAAAAGGGAAACAAUUUGUAUGUUGCGCCAGAUGCCCCCGAUUAUUUUGACGUUUACAAACGCGCGCAGUUAAAAGCGAUACUAUCUCAGGUGAACCCGAAUCUGACCCCGCGCCUCCGCAAGGCCAACACUAGAGAGUUCGGUGUGCAGGUAAACCCAAAGGUAGAUGCCACUGUCCAGUGCUCACUCGGCCCCAAAACGCUGUUUUAUCGCGGCGAUAAAUGGGACUCACCGAGGACGCCGUCCAUCAACCCACUAAAACUGAAAAUGAAAGACAUUCUGCCCAGCACACCUGUCAACUCCGUCCGCUUCUCCCGUCCCGGCGUCGCCAUCUACUCCCCCGUCUUCGACCGCAGGAUUUUCUCCUUAUCCACGACUGCCGGUGAAAGUAAGGACGAUGGCGGGGAUGAGAGCAACGAGACGGACAGUGAGACGGACGACGACGAGGAGAAGUGUAAACGGGACGAAACCACGCACAACGAAUCACGGCAGGAGAAGUCGUUGAUUCAGCGAAAUAAACGGUCUAACUUUCAGUUUCUGGAGCAAAAAUAUGGAUUUUAUCACUGCAGUAAGUGCAAUAUUCGAUGGGAAAGUGCAUUUGUGUGGUGCAUCUCGGGAACCUCCAAGGUGUACUUCAAACAGCACUGCAGAAAGUGCCAGGCGGGACUGAAUCCAUUCAGGGUUGAAUCCAUUCAGUGCCAGGUUUGCUGCAAGGCUCGCUGCUGCUGUGAACGAAAGCAGAGGCACAUUGACCUGCGCCGUCCUCACCGUCAGGAACUGUGUGGCCGCUGCAAGGGCAAAGGCCUUUCCUGUGACACCAUCUACAGUUUCAAGUACAUAGUCUAAAUGUAAAGGUGUAUAAGUAUGCGUUUUAGAAUCUGUAUUGGUGGCCCAUUUGACAUUGGGUGGGAUGUAUUGUAUUUUUGUAUUUGUGUAAAGGUGUAAGUUUAUAUAACCUAAUAAAGUAUUGCAGCAUAA